Molecule: messenger RNA, 867 nt
Organism: Daldinia loculata
Lineage: Eukaryota; Fungi; Ascomycota; Sordariomycetes; Xylariales; Hypoxylaceae
Product: Mss4-like protein
Exons: 4
Coding region: 1-561 (186 amino acids)
Molecular function (GO): carbon-sulfur lyase activity
Source: RefSeq, a predicted model, not a curated record
AUGUCGGGGUUGAGUUUCCAACCUGUUGUACACGGUAGUAUGGUUCACAUCAUGGGCAUCCAAUGGCCUCCUCCCGUCAGGCCUGGCAUCGAUCCGUUUGAACGUGAGAUUUCCCUGGAAAUCGAGUGCUUGUGUGGUAAAAUUUCCGCUACAAUUCACGGUCAUGUCCCCCUCCAGCGCAUCUGCCAUUGUCGCGAGUGCAAGAAAAUUACCGGCGGAACCCACGGUGACUUCUUGCUCGUCCGGAACAACAGCAUGCUUACUUGGAGGUGCAACACUGCAGAAUUGAAGGCUUUCUCUUACUAUGUCGGAGAGGAAGAAACAGAGAACAACGUCAAGAACGUCUUCCGCUGCCCCACUUGUUGUACUCCCAUUUUCGUCGGUCAAGGAAACCCAAAUUCCAAUAUAAUGCUGUUCUUCGUCGGCUGUCUCGCUGACCCCACGUGGCUGGAUGACCAUAAGCCCGAUUCCGAGACUUUCACGGGAGACAGGUGCGCUUGGCUGCCGCUUAUAGCUCCACCCUCAGCUCCAUCCCCCGGGCCGCAGCCGAAGUCAGAAUAGAAGGAUAUCGAAAUGGCGUCUCUGGACGAAUAUUAAGUUAAUCGGAGAUCUCGUUACCCCGAGUCGCGGACCUGAACGACGAUGUGUCUUGGUCGCGUGGCGUAUACGUUAAUAAUGUAAAAUCUUCUCUUCGUAACCUCUUGCUUUUAUCUUCAUGUAGGUAGCAUCGGCUUCGCAUCGGCUUUAUCGUUCGGUUUGGUCGCAUACGACCUGCGAGGAAUGCAAUAGAUGAUGUGAUAGCAAUACGAAUAGGCAAGAUAGCCAAUAUUCAUAAUGCAUGACACACCGUCGCUGAUAUUCACCUUG